Molecule: messenger RNA, 4074 nt
Organism: Penicillium antarcticum
Lineage: Eukaryota; Fungi; Ascomycota; Eurotiomycetes; Eurotiales; Aspergillaceae
Exons: 5
Coding region: 1-4074 (1357 amino acids)
Source: RefSeq, a predicted model, not a curated record
AUGUCCCGCCGCGCACCUCCCCGCGAUCGUUACGAGGAGAUAUACGAAAUGGAACGAGAGCGCGAAAGGGAGUACCGACCGCGCCGACGAGAUCGCGAAUACGAAGAUGACGUCGAAUAUCGGCGUCGACGCUCCGACCCACCGGUCGAGAAUUUCGAGCGUUUACAUCUGCGAGAGCGAGAGCGCCCCCGGCGAGAUUUCAUGGAAGAAAGCUUUGCGCCUCCGGUGGAGCGGGAUGAAAUGAUACUCAGGCGAUCCAAAGAAGAGACGGUUAUCUCGUCGCCCGAGCGACCCAUGCGUCGAAGCCAUGACGAAGCGUACCCACCACCGUCGGGGUCACGACGCCGACAUCGUCCCCGAGAAGUCGAAGAAGAAGAAGAACUUAUUGUCGAUGAGCGCGAGAGACGCCGUGGAAGCAGGAGAUAUCCCCGAGAUGUUGAAGAUGAUCUCAUCGUCGAGGAGAGAGAAGGACAUGGUGAUCGGAGCCAUCGACCAGAGCGAGAAGUCGAGGAGGAUCUCUUUGAUGAAGAAGAAAUGGGCCGUGAAGGGAGACGCCGUCCUGACCGCAUACCCGCAGAAGACUUCAUUGUCGAGGAAAGGGAGCGGCGUGGAGACCGGAGACGUCGCCCAAAACCAGAGUUUGAAGAAGAUGAUAUUCUUGUUGGGCGGGAGAGACGCCGAGGCAGCAGACGCCACCCACGAGAAAUUGAUGAAGGUCUUAUCAUCGAAGAGAGAGAAAGACGCAGAGAGCGGAGACCACCCCCAGACCGCGAGCUCGAGGAGGAUAUCCACAUUGAUGCAAGACAAUCGCUCAGGCCGAGCAGGCGCCAUCCAGAAAGACGUUCGGAAGACGAUCUGCUUUAUGAGACCGAGAAACGCAGAAGCAGACGCCGUCCAGAACGCAGGUCCGAGGACGAUCUCAUUGAGGAGAGAGAGAUACGCCGGUCAAGCAGGAGACACCCCGAACACAACCUUGAAGAAGACAUGAUCAUCGAAGAGCGAAGAAGGCACGAUGAAGAAAGGAUACGCCGCGAGUUUGAAGAAGACGAAAUGGUCAUUCGACGAAGAGGAAAGGAACCACCAAUGCGCCGAGGAUGGGACAGUGAACAAGACUUUCAAACCCGCGACAGAAGAAUUGAGGAGGAGCAAGACGAAGUACGUAUUCGUUCACGACCCAGACCUCCACCUCCCCGUGAAGUGGAAGUGGAAGAGGUGAUUUUGGACGAAAGACCCCCGGAUCGAUCCCGAGGCCCCAUGGAACGCCAAGAACGAGAAUUUGAAGAUGAUGAUGUAGUCAUCCGGUGGAAAGGCAAGGGCCGGCGGCCCCCUAACCAAGGCGACGAAGAGCUCAUCUUGCGCGAACGAGAACGACGGCCGAGCCCCCCAGUGGAAGAACUCGAACGUGAGCUGAGAGAGCUUCGUAAAGCUGGCAGAAAGGAAUAUCCAGCGGAUGAUGAGAUGACAACACGCUCCACAUUUGAUUCCAAAUCGCGCCCCCGAAAUUUUGAAGAGGACGUGGAGCUAGAUGAAGAAAUUCGAAUCCGAAAGACCAAGGACAAGCUUCCUUCACGGCCUCCUUCGCCUUCCAUGGACUCAAUUCAUGUUCCUCCAAUUCACCAAGAUGUCUUCACGCAUCACAGGCACAUUGAUCAUGGCUUUGAAGGCGAACAUCCGCCCCAUGCGCCUAGUCCACGUCUCCGGGAGAAAGGCAGCUUUGACGAGAUCGAUAUUCAUCACCGGAAAAAGCGAGGUGGCCGAAUUUCCGAGGAGGAUAUAGUGAUCAAACACCGUGAAAGCGACGAAUCAAUUUCUCCAACGAGCCAUCCAUCUGUCGACUUCCAUGAUCCUUGGGAGCAUGGCACAUCCGCAUCCCGUCGAGCCGCACCAGUUGAUGAUGACGUCGCUUCGCUAGCGACCGCACGGUCAUUUAGCCGUGGUAGAAAGGCUGCAUCCAGCAUCCACGACCUGGAAGACGAUAUCGAAAUUGACAGCACCCAGACAGAAGUUCGGGCCCCCAAGGAUCCAGAUGGAUGGUCUGUGGUCCAGGCACCCACUCGGGAAGAAGCCAUCGAGAUGACAGGAGCCCUGAACGUUAUUGAAGUCAAACCGCGACGCACUUCCGUGGAGCAAGCAGAGUCCGGGCGAGUCGCACAGCAAAUCACAGAACCCAAGACCGUACGAGAUGAUCGGUGGACUGAAAUCACUAAGAAGCUGGUGGUCAGAGAAGCCAUCGAAGACAUGGGGUAUGAGUAUGAAGAGACAAGGGGUUAUUACUAUAUCUUCUCUUACCUCAAGCCGGAGGACAUCGAUGAGCUGGUUGAUUUGUCCGAUUCUAUUCGCAGUGCACGCCGCAGAAGGAUCACUGAGAUCCAUCGUGAACGUUCCUCUGUGCCGCCGCUCAUGCCUCGCAUGCGGCCGCCCCAUAUGGGUCAUCCUCGUAUUGGUAUGCCUCCACGAGCCCGUAUGAUGGAGAAGCGUAUGCGUGAGCUGAGAGAUCGGGAUUGGGUACUUGAUUCCAGGAGCUGCUUGAUCACUCUUCAUCUGCCUUUCAUCUUCCUCCCUGAACAUUCAGUACCUGUUCUCCACUUUUACUGGUGCUUAAACCAAACCCACAGCAAGAUGUCAAGCGCAGAACCCGAUGAUUUACUUAAAGAUCUCUCGCAGAGCAGCGACAAAGGCCUAGGCCUGCGUCGUUCAGCCACUGUCAUACGCGUGAAUGAUGAACGCUUCAAUAUCCCCUCUCACCCACGAAAGCUCCUUCUCCGCCGGCUCAAAGAGGCAUUGAAAGGCGAAAAGGUCACAGUACCAUUCUGGGCAUGCGUCCAAGUCUGUGAUAUGGCAAAACUUGAAUUCGUUGUCCAGCUGGCAAACCUCUCAAUCCCGAUGAUGGAGACCCUAACCGAUCUUGUGGCCAGCUUGCCUUACAAGUGGACCCAAAGACUGUCCCCAUACUAUCAGUUCGAAACAGAAUCAACAACCUCGACGGAUGACCCCCGAUAUGCAACUGCUCCGAUCGCAAAGGACGCUGCCAGAGAGCGUGAUGGCUACAAGUGUGUGAUCACUGGUGCUCGCAAGGUCUACCAGACCGCUCGCAUCUUCCCUGUUCUGGUCACCAAGCCUCCUUCAGAAGUCGCCCCAGCUUUCCCGGCCAUUUGGAAGUUUGUGGACUUCUUUUGGGAUCACAGCACCGGUGAACGUUGGAAAAAAGCCGUGUUCAAUAGCUCCUUUGAUCCCGAGCGCCCCGUUAGUGAUUGUACCAACCUUAUCUGUCUUCGGAAUGAUUUGCGCACCGCAUGGGCCGAUGGAUUGUUUGCACUACGCCCAGUCUCCGUGUCCGAUGACAAAACUGAAAUUGAAAUCGAAUUCCACUGGCAGCCACGCGUUGGCCAUGCAACAUCCGACAUGGUCGAUGUGACCAAAGAGCCUCGUCCCUCGAAGUAUGUCAGUAGCGUCGAGAACCUCUUUGUGGUCGUAUCUGAGCGAGGAAACUCAUUUCUUCCCAUCCAGUCCGGUUAUCGGUUCAAAAUAACCACAAACAACCCCGUGGAUCACCCGCUGCCCAGCUUUGACUUGCUCGAUAUGCAAUGGAAUUUCACUCGCAUGGUCUCCAUGUCUGCGGUCGCCGAUACCUUUGAUGACGGGGAUGAUGACGAUGACGACGAUGGCAGAACCACAGUACAGUACGACUACGACUACUCCAAGCCCCCCAACGAGGCCGCAAGGCCAACCAUCGGUGGAUGGCUCGAGAGCACUGUCUCCAAGGACUCGGGCUCGGACGGGGACGAAUCCCCUCCCGGCUCGGAGUUCUACGAAGACAUCAGCGAUACGAUGUCGAUGAUCGGUCCGAUGCCUGGUCAACCUCCGUGGCAGCGCAGAGUGAGCCAGGUGUCAGUGGACUACGUCGAGGACGUCCCCGAGGACAUUGCCCGGAUGAGCGCCCUUCCCCCAUUUGAGCCCAAGCAGCGCAGUGUGAGCAUGACUUCGGUGGGCUCUAAUUUCUCCGUGGUUGACGUGUCCAUGACCGUCGGAGGCAAGGACGGAGACGAAAAGGGAGAGCAGGGAGAUGCCGAGUGA